AAGUCACUUUGAUGUUGUACCAAUAGAUGUCUGGCUUAAAUAACUAAAUUAACUUCAUAUGUAACUUUGAAAGGACUACGUUUUCCCUCUCUCUUUUUUUUUCCUUUUUUUUUUUGUGAUUUAAUUUCUUUCAUGGGUAAUCAGACUUCGCGAUUAGAUCGAAGUAGUUCAUCUGCAACAAUCAAUGAUGAUCCUUGUCUUGACAACAUGCGCCAGUGGCACACCAACAAAAAAGACGAGCCUUAUAAACGUCAAUACCCUUUACCAACAAUAGCCAACGAUCAUAACCGUAUCAAACCAAGAAAGCAAUCAUCACCAGCGGCCGUUACUUCCUUAAAUAUUAACCACAGGAAGGCAUUUUCACGAUUUUUCAACAGGCAUAACAAAAAUAGUUUACCUCGGAAUAACAGUUGUAUUGAUACAUCAACGCCAUCAACUGCAGCUGCAGCAACAACAUCAAUCCCUAAUAAUACCCUUAAUUUAACAAGUACUAAUAAUAAUAAUAAUAAUUCACCUAAUAAUACCAACACGAACUCGUCCUCCUCCUCAUUUAAUUCGCAACAACCUCAUUACAUUCACCCAUUAGCACCUCCUUCCAUCAAGUCUAUUGACAAAAGACCAUGUCAGCAGCUUCCUUACGAUAAUGAAUCCUUCUCUAGACAGAGUUUAGAUAUGUCUUCUCGACGGUUAACCAACAGCAAUAGAAACAGUUUAAAUUAUACUCAACUCAAGUUGUUAACGCAACAGCAGCAAGUAAAUUCGUAUAAGUUGCAGGGUAAACGAAAAUAUCAUCAAGUCACUGGUUCAAACUAUUUGCUACCUUGCGAUGAUGAAGAAAUUGAUCGUCUGCAUCUACAGCAUUUCAUGAUUCGAUUUGCUAUUCAAGGAAACUAUUUGGCACCUGUCAGCGAAGUCCUAAGAAAAGGAGGUCGUGUAUUGGAUGUUGGUUGUGGUCCUGGUUCUUGGGCAAUGGAAAUUGCGGGUGAGUACCCUAAAUCAACCGUGAUUGGUGUGGACAUUACACCUAUCUAUCCGAAAGAAAUCAAGCCAACAAACUGUGCUUUUUAUCAAUGCAAUAUCUUGAAUCCAUUACCUUUUGAAGAUAACACGUUUGAUUAUGUGUUCAUGAGAUUUAUGGGUCAAGGUGUUGAAUCCGAUAAAUGGUCCAAUAUAUUAGCUGAGUUAAUCCGAAUCUUAAAACCCAAUGGUUGGAUUGAAUGGGUAGAAGGCGAUGUCGAGAUUCACCGCCCCGGACCUAGUACGCAUGAGUUCAAUGAACAAUUAAUCCAUCUUAUGAAGGAAAACGAUCAAGAUCCACACAUUGGCAGAACAUUAAAGGAACGAUUGUUAAAUACGGGUGAAUUGAUGCAAGUAUCUUCCAUGUUUGUUUCUUGUCCAGGAGGACAAUGGGCAGGAAAACUUGGACAAUUAACUAUGCAAUCUUGGAAAGCCUAUUACCAAGCACUUCGUCCUUUAUUAUCUGAAUCAUGGGGUAUUUCUACUUCUGAAUACCAUGAACGGUUGCAAACCUGCUGGAGAGAAGCGGAUGAGUACAAGACAUUUGAAAACGUUCACUUUUCAUACGCUCAGAAGAGACCAUUGUCCACUUCUUGUGCAUCUUCAGUCAAAUUUGGUCCAUAACAGAAAAAAAAAAAAAAAACAAAAUUAUUAUAAUAAACUUGAACAAAAUUCAUUGGCU
Mucor mucedo is the source of this 1699-nucleotide messenger RNA. RefSeq lists its product as uncharacterized. The transcript is spliced from 4 exons. Bases 133 to 1641 code for a protein of 502 amino acids. The record is from RefSeq and is a predicted model, not a curated record. NCBI's taxonomy places the organism in Eukaryota, Fungi, Mucoromycota, Mucoromycetes, Mucorales, Mucoraceae. Gene Ontology annotation, molecular function: methyltransferase activity.